Onthophagus taurus is the source of this 1667-nucleotide messenger RNA. RefSeq lists its product as uncharacterized. Lineage: Eukaryota; Metazoa; Arthropoda; Insecta; Coleoptera; Scarabaeidae. Gene Ontology annotation, biological process: apoptotic process involved in development; engulfment of apoptotic cell; phosphatidylserine exposure on apoptotic cell surface. Gene Ontology annotation, cellular component: plasma membrane. The record is from RefSeq and is a predicted model, not a curated record.
CAACAGAAUGGUUUUCAAAGUUUUUAGAUUUUCGUUAAAAUGAGAUUUGUUACCACAAAAUGACUAAAUCGGAAUCGAUUUAUAAACGAACUGUUGUUGUGACUCGAACAAUAUUAGGAUACGAAUUAAGUGCAAAACAAGAUGUGAUCGCGAAUUAUUUAAUACCAGCAAUAACCGGUUGUUUAUGUUACAUAUUAUUAUUUGCGGCGGAUUUAGGAACAGUUUAUAGACAUUUUGAAGAAGAAAAUCCAGUAUGGGCUUCACUAACUUUAUUGUUUAUGUUUCUACCGGUUAUAGGAUGUUUUAUUUGGGUGAUAUCAUCGUGGGAGUUAUGGCCUGAAAUUGAAGGAUGCGGACGUAACAAUGUGAAAUGGGCUUUAUGGAAAGUUUUGCAACAUUUCUUUUUUCCAGUAUGGAGUAUGUGGAGAUACGCCGAAAAAAUAUUUUGGUCUAUUGAAGCAUUAAUUCAAAUCAACGAUGAAGAAAAAAAAGAUGAAGCAUUAGAAAAUGUAAACGCUCCUAGAAUUAUUGAGUUUUACUUUUUUCUUCAAGCGUUUUUACAAGGUAUCCCACAAAUUAUUUUACAAAUUCACAUUUUAUUAAGAGUUUCCACUCUUAUUGAUAUUUCAACAAUUUACAUCCAAGCAUCAAGUAUUAUUUUAAAUUUAAUAAAAUUAUCAAUAACAACUACUCAAUAUCAACGUUUUAAAUCACAGAAAUUAGGUGGAAAAGAUUAUCCUUGGUUUAAAGCCUAUAAAUAUGAUUAUUGCCCUACAAUUGACACUGUUGAUGCUGCGGUGCCAACAAGAAGACGAUUCGUACCACAAAUUUCAAAGGUGGAUAAAAAAGGAAUUGUUUACGCAACAAGAGAAAAUGCAGCUCGUUUAAAAUUGGAAGUAGAAUCUCGAAAUAAUACCCCAUUACCAAGAAAUCCAAGAAUGACUCGAAGACCAAGUAGUGAUUUGUAUAUGUUACCAUCGGGAAUAGUAGAGAAUGUGGAUAAAAAUAUUGAUGUAAUGGACGUUUUAAGAGAAACGUCGGUGAUUGACGGACCACAAAGAAGGCUUUUCGUUGGAUCUGAUGAUGAGUUUGUUUAUCCACGACGUUUAAAUGACAUUAAAGGUCUUCCAGAAGAUGAUAUUGUAGGAAAAUUUAUCGCUUUUUGUUGGUGGUUUAAUUUUUUAAUUGCUCGAUUUUUGGCAAUUUGUUCAUUCGCGUAUUUUUAUCCAAAAGAUAUUAUUUGGCUAAUGAGUUUACAUUUUGUUAUAGUCGAAGCAUUUUUACUAUACGAUGUUAAAACCAUUUUUGUACGUCACACGAGGGCGGUAUUUUUUAUUUUUAUCGGUUUGAUUUAUAUCUUCUGUAUUAUAGAGUUUAUGAAAAAAUUUAAAAACGUCAAAUUUGUGUAUUACGGAUUUUUCACAUUGGUUUUUAUCGAAAAUUUUACUAUGUGUGGCGUUUGGUUUAAUUCAUCCUAUAUGGAUUAUGAUGGUUUUGUAAACGAUUGGUGGUAUCAGUAUAUUUUUUAUAUGGUUUUAAUUUGUACGUUACUUAGUAUGUCUUCUAUGAUUUUUUAUAUUAUUAUUAAUAAACCAAAAAGUGUUGUUGUUGAUGAGGAAGUUGUUCCUAAUGAAAUAUGAUUUUUAUUAAUAUAUUAUUUAAGUAAC